This is a messenger RNA of Styela clava, 1519 nucleotides long. NCBI's taxonomy places the organism in Eukaryota, Metazoa, Chordata, Ascidiacea, Stolidobranchia, Styelidae. The record is from RefSeq and is a predicted model, not a curated record.
CCUUGUAUUACUUUGUAGUCCAUACAAAAAAAAAAAAAAAACACUGCGUUUACGUUGUAAAUAUAAAACAGGCACAAAUUGCUACGGAAAUGGAACGAGUGAGAAUCGAAGAAGAUAAAAGAGAAGCCAUCGGAGAGCAAGAAAAACGUGACAGAGAACUUGCAUUGCGUAUUGCUCAAGAUGAGGGCCAACAAGUUGUUGAAGAAACACCCAAACCAUUCCAGAAACCGGUCAUAUCCUCCAGUGGAAAGAAAAUUGACUCGACAAAAUGGAAAUAUGCUGAUCUUAGAGAUACCAUUAAUACAUCAACAGACGUUGCACUGUUGGAAGCAUGUCGUGCUGAGUUUCAUCGAAGAUUAAAAGUCUAUCAUAAGUGGAAAAAUACAAAUAAAGCAAGAAAUCAAGGAAAUCAGGAUAAGCAAGAGGAACGAGCACCCACUGAAAUUACUCAACACGCUGCUCAUAUGGUUCAACAGAGACCCCUUCCAAAGAUACCACAAGCUGAAAUGAAAGCUCAGCGUUAUUUCCGUAUUCCGUUCAUUCGACCUGCUGAUCGUGGUUUAGAUGAAACCAUGCGUAAAAAAGGAUGGUGGUUUGCACAUUUCGAUGGACCAUAUAUCGCUCGACAAAUGGAAUUACAUCCUGAUACAGUUCCACUUCUCUUAGUUGCUGGCAAGGAUGACAUUCGGAUUUGUGAAUUAACUCUUGAAGAAACUGGCUUAGCAAGAAAGAAAGGGGCUGAAAUACUACAGCACGAGUUUGAACAAGUAUGGGCUUCAAGUGGAGGAAGAGAGUAUUUGCUUCGUGCUAUAGCAAAUAAACAAGCCAGACCCACAUAUGCCACUGCUAUGAUGCAACAGGCUGCUGGCAGAUAAGAACAGUUGGACAUGUUGUUCAUGCCAUACAAGACAUUGAAAUAUCAGUCAAUUUACAGUUUCUGUGCACUGUACCAUCAUUGUUUCCGUGAACUAGGCACUUUAUGUUUAAAACUGUUUUCGUAUUGUUUUGCAUUUCAUUUUUUGAAAAAAUAAUAUAAAUUGAAUCUUUUCUUGUGAAAAAUUUAUGUGAUGGUGAUUUUGUAACAAUUAUUGGUAAACUGUAUCAAAUAACAUUAUUUUAAUUAUUUGUACUCUUGAAAAUAAAUUUGGAAUGUCAUUACUCAUGAAUAAAUUAAAUUUCCUCGGUAAACUAAUUUUUUUUUAAAUUCUAAUCAUAUGAUACGGGUACACGAUUGUCUAAGACGUACACACCCUCUCGUUAAUGUAAUCCGAACUUCAAUUUCCUGAUGUCUAUAUAACUCACUUCAUUAUUAUCAUAAAACUAUAGUGUAUUAAAUUUAGAGAUGGUUUAGUUUUAUCACCAUAAUAUCUUUGCUCAAUUGAAUGGCAAUUAUGUCAAAAGCAACGUAAUUAUGAUUUUGUAAAACUUUUCUAGUUUCUAUUUUGUUUUGUGAGUAGGAUUACUUUUCCUAUUCAUUGGUAAUAUGAAUUUCUGAUUUAAAAAAUUAAAUUGGAUGCUA